AUGGAGGCGCCACUUUUGUCGCUGGGAGGCAGCCUAGGAGGUGGCCCGGGGCUUUUCAAUGUGUGUGAGUUCCCGGUGGAAGAAGAAGAAUGGAAAGGCUUGAGCUUCCGUGAGCGUGUGAAGAUUUGCAACGCCAAGUUCCUUCGAGACAAUGGCAUUUUGCCAAUCCCAGCCUUCAUUUCAACGUAUGCCUGCAUUGGCCUUUUGUGGUGGGCUGGUUUGCGUUUCUUCCAAGAUCCUUCCCUGCCCUUCUUCUCUGAGUUGAAUAUGAAGCGUAUGAUGCUCUACAACAUCUUGCAUUCUAUCCUGGGCUUCGGUGCCACGAGCUCCUUCUUAGGGCAACGUUUCAAGUUUGCGGUGGGUGGCACCGGCAUCCAUUUCUUGUGGCCUGGCACCAUUUGCUCUCCACUCCUCCCCGACCUGCUUCGACGCCUGGGUAUCUCCGUCCCCGCCCGCCGCUCCGUGUUGGCGGUGGUGCUCUUCGCUGCCUAUGCCUUGGCGUUGCUGCACGAGUUGCUGGUGCCGGAGCCACGGGUGGCCGUGCCUUUGGCCUUGCUGGCGGUGUGCACCAUCUUCGAUUACAACAUUUUUGGUGCCAGCCGCGGGGAGCACUAUGGCUACUUCAUGGUUUGUAUGUUGUUCCCAGACUGGCUCCAUGGCUGGCAGUGUGUGCAACUAGCCUUGUGGAGCUGGGCGGGGGUGGGGAAGAUUGGACCUUGGUUCCAACCGGUGAUCCCAUUCAUCACCAAAGACUCUGCCUAUACAUGGUUCCUUCCCAAGAACCUCAUGUGCAAGAUGCUUGUGAAGGAUUACCCCAAUGACCUGAAUCCCAGUACGCUCUCUACAGUUUUGGCCUACUGUGGUGCAGGGCUGGAGAUGUUCUUCCCCCUUUGCUGCAGCUCUUCGUUCUACUUGAUUCGGCUGUUUGGUGCGUUUGGCAUGAUUUGCUACCACUGCUUUAUUGGCAUUUGCAUGCCCUUUGCCUCCGUCUUUGAGUGGAACUACACUUGCAUGAUCUUGUCCUACUUCCUCUUUUGCCACAAUGAGUUUGCCUUCCCCAGUUCCACGGCUCUUCAAGCAUUCUUGCUGUUGGUUCUCAUCGCGAUCCCUGUCCUUGGACAGUUGUACCCCUGCCUGGUGCCCUUCCUUCUGGCCUAUCGACCCUACAUGGGAAAUUGGCGCUUUGGCUGGUUCGUGGUUCACAAGAGCGCCCUUUCCAAGCACCAAAAGCUGAAGACCACCGAAGACCCCUUUGCAGGAAAGAAUGGCGUGUGGAUGUACGAAUGGUUUGAAUUCUUCAGAUUGCCCUCGAAGCAGUCCAUUCGCACCAUGCAGCACUGGGAUUACCUCGUUGCCGGUCUCAUGAUGACCAUUCCGGCCUACCGGCCCUUCGUGUCCGUGAUGGAAAAGCUCAUCGAAGACAACGGCUGGGACACCGAUGACGUGCUCUUCACGCACACCGAGUCCUACCAGAAUCAGGUCUUUGGCUUCUCUCUCGGAACUGGCUGGAUCUCUGCCCGCGAGUGUGUCCGGGAGGCAUACAACGCCAUUUGUGGCUUUGAGAAGGGGGAGAUGUAUUUCGUGCAAUUUGAUCCCGUGAAGCCCUUGCCCUGGGGCAAAGAGAAUCAUUUGGUCCAGUUCCGGUGCUUCGAUGUGACUGAAGGGCCUGAGAAGGCGCAGAUCUAUGGGGAGAUUCCUUAUGCUCAAGCCGCUGAAAGCCAGCCAGCAGCUUUGCACAUGAAGGAUCUCAACAAGGGCAAGUCGAUCCAUGGCACGUUCCUGGACACCUACUAUUGA
Durusdinium trenchii is the source of this 1797-nucleotide messenger RNA. NCBI's taxonomy places the organism in Eukaryota, Dinophyceae, Suessiales, Symbiodiniaceae. The record is from the annotation of a GenBank genome assembly.